AAAAGGCUCCAUGAAAAGUUGGUAGCGCUCCGAUUUUGCUAGCAUUUUGGAGUCUCUGCUGACCUCGGAAGGGGUUUUGUCUUUAAAGAACGCAAAGCAUGUAUUAUAUCAGCCCAGGGAGAAAAGAGGUUAACGUAUUGGUUUGCCAGAGAGAAAGGAAUAGAUGUUGCCAGGCAUCUUUCGCUGAGUGUAAAUGUCCCUCUUUCCAGAAAUCCUGAUUCUGCUGGAGAAGCACAGCCCUUCCAGAAAGGUGAUUUCAUAAGGGUUUCUUACAUGCCAGGGGAACCCCCCCCACACACACACAACCGUAAUAACCUUCCCCUUCCUAACUCCCACCUCCCCUAAGCUAUUCAGUAACACUCUGAGUAAGGCAGCCUGAAAAGAAGCCCUUCCUUAAGGCAUUAUUGAGUUUGUGGCUGUCCUCAAGGAAGAUGUGCAGGGCUGUGUUUGUUAAUGGUCUAAUGACACUUGGAUUAACAGGAGCACAUCAACACGUGAUUAUUUGCAAUGAAUCGCUCAUGCUAGAAAAGUUGCCCAAAUGUGGAAAAUCCUUUGAAGAGAUGAUGAAGAGAGUGGACUCUAAAAAAUGGUGCAAUCUAACGGAAUUUAUCACGUAUUACAACAAUUUCAGUAUCUGCACAGAACGGGAAGCCAACGCUGCAAGUUGCUUUUGGCCAAACUCACUCGCACAGGGCUUCAUCACUGGAAUUCAUAAACAAUUCUUUUCAAACUGUACUUCAGAAAAGGUUCACUGGGAAGAUCCUCCGGAUGAAAUUCUCAUGACUCUGAUCUUAAUCCCAGUAUUGUUGAUGAUUGCCAUGAUAACUGUGGUGGUGUGGUGCAGUAAGAGAAGUGACAUUCUAGUGUAAGCCAUUCUGCUGGCUUUUCUCAACCCAUUCUGCACUAAUUUUUUUGUAAAGAAAAGAAGAAGAAUUGGAAAUAUCAGAUCUGAAGAGUUCUAACCUGUCAGGUCCUAAGGGAGAAUACUGUCCUAUCUUCAGAGAAGUAUUCUGCAUCUAUCUAAAGUCAAUGCUUCUCCAAUAAAAGUUUUCAUUGUGUAUGCAAAGACAUCAUUUUCCCCAUCAAAACUGAUGCCCAUGGUUAAUGUGUAAUGUAAUUCACAAUCAGUUCUAGCUAGUGGGAGACUUAUGAUGACAAAAUAACCUGCUAACCACAGCAGAAGUAAAGUUUCUUACCAAAAGUUAAACUUGUCAGUAAGCCUAGUUUUCUACUAUGCGUACGUAUGCACACAAUGAGGGACUAAUUUGUAAUAUUUACAGUGGGGCUCUUUUGAAAAUUCUAUGCUGGACACUUGAGGUUUUCUUUUGUGAGCCUUGUGACUUGAAUGGAAGUUUGUCACCAGAGGAACUUAACAUGGAGGUUGCUGAGGGACAUUGUCUCGGUGGCUAAUAAAAACCACACACAAUCAAGGGCUGGAAAGGUUGUCUUGGUAAGAAACAAUUCAUAUGGCCUGUGAUUAUCCAUGUGGAGAAGAUACUCUGCUUGGUUAAGCAGUUUCUAAAAUGCUCAUAAAGAUGACUUCUUAGCACUUGAUGGAAGGAUGCUGGCUUUUUCUACAGAGCUGGAAAAUGAGAGGAAAUGGGUUGAUCAUGAAUUUACCAUGUUUCUUAACUGUCAUAUGUCAGAUUCAUCAUUUUCUUUUCUUUUUAAUAAUUAUUUGUAUGUUGAUGAGUGUAUUCACUGUGUGCUCCUCAUUCUCACUUCACACCGAAUCUUCUGUGCAAGUGAUGUCUUGUAAAUAAAAAAAAUAUAACAAGCUUUGUUAA
Pelodiscus sinensis (Chinese soft-shelled turtle) is the source of this 1787-nucleotide messenger RNA. RefSeq names its product receptor activity modifying protein 3 (gene RAMP3). Gene Ontology annotation, molecular function: coreceptor activity. The record is from RefSeq and is a predicted model, not a curated record. Lineage: Eukaryota; Metazoa; Chordata; Testudines; Trionychidae. Gene Ontology annotation, biological process: regulation of G protein-coupled receptor signaling pathway; calcium ion transport; intracellular protein transport. Gene Ontology annotation, cellular component: cell surface; membrane; signaling receptor complex.